AUGACGUCUAGCUCCAAGCCAGAGGGCAAUAUGCUCUGGGGCGGCCGCUUUACAGGCGGCCUCGAUCCCCUCAUGGUCAAGUACAACGAGAGCAUCAACUUUGAUCGUGCCCUCUACAAGCAAGACAUCCUCGGCAGCAUCGCCUUCGCCCGCGCCAACGCCAAGGCCGGCAUCCUCACCUCCCAAGAGUUCGAGCAGAUCGAAAAGGGCCUGCGUGACGUCGAGAAGGAAUGGGAGACAGGCGUCUUUUCCAUAGUGCCUGGUGUCGACGAAGAUAUCCACACCGCCAACGAGCGCCGCCUCAGCGAAAUCAUCGGCAAGCAAGUCGCCGGCAAGCUGCAUACCGGUCGCAGCCGCAACGAGCAGGUCGUCUGUGACAUGCGCAUGUGGCUGCGCGACGAGCUGCGCACCAUCGAGAAGCACCUCGUCGACUUCCUCGGCGUCGUCGCAGCCCGUGCCGAGCGCGACAUCGACCUCGUCAUGCCCGGCUACACCCACCUGCAGCGUGCCCAGCCCAUUCGCUGGAGCCACUGGCUGCUUUCCUACGGCCUGGCCUUUGCCGCCGACCUCGAGCGCCUUCGCGAGACCAUCCGGCGCGUCAACAGGAACCCCCUGGGCUGCGGCGCCCUCGCCGGCAACCCCUUUGGCAUCGACCGCGACAUGAUGACGCGCGAGCUCGGCUUCGACGGCCUACUAUGGAACUCGAUGGGCGGCGUUGCCGACCGCGACUUCGUCUCCGAGACCCUGCAGUGGGGCGCCAUGGUGAUGCAGCACAUCUCUCGCUGGGCCGAGGACCUCAUCAUCUACUCGACGGCCGAGUUCGGCUUCAAGAAGAACCCCGACAGCCUCGAGCUGCUGCGGGGCAAGAGCGGCCGCGCCUUUGGACACAUGGCCGGCUUCAUGAUGACCCAAAAGGGCCUUCCCAGCACCUAUAACAAGGACCUGCAGGAGAGUGUCGAGCCUAUGCUCGAUCACGUCAAGACCGUCUCGGACAGCAUCCAGAUUGCCAACGGCGUUCUGUCCACCCUCACCACGAACGCGGACCGGAUGCGCGCCGCCCUGGAUCCAUUCAUGCUCGCCACCGACGUCGCCGACUACCUCGUCCGCAAGGGCGUCCCCUUUCGCGAGACCCAUCACAUCUCAGGACGCUGCGUCGCAAAGUCGGAAGAGACGGGCACCCCAAUGAACGAGCUGUCCUACGAGCAGCUCAAGGCCAUCGAUGGCCGCUUUGAAGAGGACAUCCGCGACGUCUUCAACUACGACACGAGCGUCGAGCGGAGGUCGGCAAAGGGCGGCACCAGCAAGUCAAGCGUUCUCGAGCAAAUCAAGGUUCUCAGGGAGAUGUUGGGCUAA
Molecule: messenger RNA, 1353 nt
Organism: Hirsutella rhossiliensis
Lineage: Eukaryota; Fungi; Ascomycota; Sordariomycetes; Hypocreales; Ophiocordycipitaceae
Product: lyase domain-containing protein
Exons: 3
Coding region: 1-1353 (450 amino acids)
Cellular component (GO): cytosol
Molecular function (GO): argininosuccinate lyase activity
Source: RefSeq, a predicted model, not a curated record